AGAAGUGUGAUACUCUGCAGUGCUGCACACUGAAGCCACCAGCUGUUUAUCCCCCACGCCGGACAAGAGCACGCAGGCAGGAGCUGCUACAUCAUCCAGCCCUGACAGGAGGUGGAUGGGUGCUUUUCCAUCAUGGUCAAGUCACUGUUUGUGUUUGGAGUGCUGGGAGUGUUGCUGAUCCCAGCCAAGUGCUACCAGAUAUCCGUGUGCCUUGAAGACGAUGAAGAGCUGAGAGUAGACUGUCUGACUGUCAAGCCCAAGUCCAACAUGAUAGACAGCUAUGAGUUCUCCUGGUCCUUUGGAACCAAAGAAUCCCUCAUUAAGACCAAUGUGUCCGGUUCAUCGACAGAUGGCCAGUUCAGCGGCAAAAGCUCCGUGGAGGAGCUGAAGCCUCACGGCUACAGAAUGACCCUGAGCGGCUACAAAGACCAACUCCAACCCAACACCACCUUCAUGUGCAAAAUAUCUGGGGAAGGUGCCAGUAUCAAUGUGGUGAAAGAUCAACUCCUCCCGUGUUCAGCCGUGAGCGUAUUUCUGAAGAGCUCCUGCUCCUGGAUCAUUUGUCUCCUGCUCUUUUUCUAUCAAACACACAGCUAAAAAAAAGCAUGCAAGCUUGUGCUGGCUUAUCCAUAUCUAACCACGCAUCUGUCUACAUCAAACAUCAAUCAAAAAACACCCACAUUUUGAUAAGAUGUUGUCAAUAGCUUGCAACUGUCUCUGUCUUUCUUUUCUUUUCCUCCCACUGAAAUAAUAUAAACAUGUUUUCAUAACUCUCUUUGAACAGAAAUAAUGAAGAUGACUCAACAAAAAUGUUAAGAGAUGUGCUUUUUGCUGCUGAGGCACACACAGCUGUAUGUGUAUAAUACACUGAGUAACUUGUCAUGGAAAUAUUACUUUGUAAGCUGCAGCAUUUGUUUUCAAUAAAGGGAUGCUAUUUAAAGUGAAAUAGUGAUUUGUCGUGAAUUCAGUGUUGUUUAUAGUGGGA
Anoplopoma fimbria (sablefish) is the source of this 985-nucleotide messenger RNA. RefSeq lists its product as uncharacterized. The record is from RefSeq and is a predicted model, not a curated record. The transcript is spliced from 4 exons. Bases 133 to 597 code for a protein of 154 amino acids. NCBI's taxonomy places the organism in Eukaryota, Metazoa, Chordata, Actinopteri, Perciformes, Anoplopomatidae.